Messenger RNA from Bipolaris victoriae FI3, 3678 nucleotides. RefSeq lists its product as hypothetical. The transcript has 2 exons. The record is from RefSeq and is a predicted model, not a curated record. The coding region runs from base 1 to 3678 and encodes 1225 amino acids. Gene Ontology annotation, molecular function: ATP binding; ATP-dependent chromatin remodeler activity. NCBI's taxonomy places the organism in Eukaryota, Fungi, Ascomycota, Dothideomycetes, Pleosporales, Pleosporaceae.
AUGUCAAUCACCCCAGCCUCAUCAAAAGAUGGCCUCAUUCAAAGUCUGGCUACAAAGCAGCAGGAUGUUGAUUGCUAUAUCGCUCUUGGCUGCCUUCACUUUCAAGAAUCUCUUUUUCCGUCUCAUAAAUCCCAAGCGGAUACUGAGUGGAUGGAGUUGCUAUAUCAUGAGCUUCCAGAUGAGAUGAAAGCAAUCAUUGGCAACGAAGCUUCCAGGCUCCUCGAGGCACACUGGAUACGGCUCUUUCUUCACAAUUUUACGCCUGGCACUGCUCAUUUUCAGAGUUCAGUACGGGUAUAUCUGAUGCCAGAAGAUUGGGGUCGCCGUUCCAUUGAUCGCAACAGCAAGAAAUUGAAGGCCGCCUUACGGCAUCUCCUCAAAUCCAUUGACAUAUCGACAAAGGCUUGGUACGGUGACCAUGACGAAAAGGAGAUACGCUACUUCGAUUCCUGGGCCGAUGCUGAACUUUCAUCGCUAUAUUAUCUGUUCAACAAGUUACCAUCACCCGCGCCGGUUCCAGGAGAAAUUCGGGAUCGGUAUACAAGAGCCGCUAUAAACGAUCUAUUGGAAUCUGCAAAUGUCUCAGGAUGGGAAGAGUAUGGCGAACAAGCACUCCCGGGGCUACGAACCAGACUGUACGCCUACCAAGCUCGUUCGGCAAGCGCAAUGUUGCAGAAGGAGGCAGCACCUCAAUUACAGCUUGAUCCAAGGCUAGAAGUACGUUCGUCACCCGAUGGCAAGAAAUUCUACUUUGGGAGCCGUGACGGAUCUUUUUUGCACGAGCCUCGGUAUUACGAAACCACUCGAGGAGGGAUUUUGGCGGAAACUAUGGGCUUAGGAAAGACAGUCAUCUGUCUAGCCGUAAUUCUGGCUAGUAAAUACCAUCUACCCAAGAUACCCGCAGCCUACCGACCACCCCCUCCGGUUCGCCACCGCAUAGGAAAACUAUCAGAUAUAGCGGCAUCUAUUCUUGGGCGCUAUUCUGUACCUGCACGGAGCUUUUUGGAGCAGUCUGAAACGAAUGGCGCCGGAGACAUGACGAAAUAUCGAAAUGCUCUCGACCGAAAUAUUCCAUUUUACGAAAUCCCGGCUGAGCUUUCUAGGAUAAACAGAAACACCAGGAUACCUCCACCCCGUCAGCUGAUAAUAUCAUCCGGUACCAUCGUUGUCGUGCCGAGAAAUCUUUUGCACCAGUGGCAGUCAGAGAUCAAAAAACACGUGCUCCAAGGUGGCCUUAAAGUGCUAGUUCUAGACACUGUGACAAAGCGCGGGAGCAAGCUACAAAGCAAUUUGUACGAUGACGACAACAUGCAAUUCCAAAGCGAGUUGCCAGUCCCCACUGAGCUGAUGAAGUUUGACGUACUUCUCUUUACGCGUAAUCGAUUUGAACAAGAGAUCCAGGACGGACAAGACGAUCAAGGGCGACGAGCAGUCCGUGGAGUAACCCAAGCUUGUAAAUGUCCAUACAUCGGGGCCAGUAGGAUUUCUAACUGUAACUGUGUCGACUACGACAAAUUCUAUGAAUCGCCAUUGAAGAAGAUUCACUGGCUGAGGAUCAUCAUCGACGAGGGUCACUCGUUCUCUAGUUCUUUAUCAAACGCCGUACUAGUCGCAAAACAAAUCGAAGCAGAGAGGCGCUGGGUUGUAUCUGGCACACCUGCAAAGAACUUGGUCGGCGUAGAGGUCGAUAUGGCUACCAUGGAUGUCGAAAGCGACGCCGCAUUGCAGCGCGAGCUUGCUAUUGAGCAACGGAAGUCGUUCAAUCUCGACCCUGAUAACCUCAAGGCUGCUAAAGCUUUAGGAGUUCUGGCCUCAAAUUUUCUCAUGGCCCGUCCCUGGUGUGAUAGCUUUGAAGGCAAACUUGACUGGGAAGAACACAUCUAUCGCCAUGAGCACCAAUAUCGAAAGACUUACUCUGGAUUUUCAUCGUGCUUUUCACGGACACUGGAAGGCUUAGUCGUGAAGACACGGCCAGAAGAUGUUGAGAGAGACAUCAUUCUGCCUCCCAUGCGGCAUCGCGUUGUGUUUCUCAAACCAUGCUGGUAUGACAAAAUGACGGCAAAUCUCUUUGUUCAAGUACUCCGCGCGAAUGCGAUCACGAGUGAAAGGACUGACGUGGAUUACCUUUUCCAUAAGAACAGCGUCAAGGAGCGCCAUGCCCUGAUAAGAAAUUUGCGUCAAUCGAACUUCACAUGGACUGGAUUUAGUUUGCUCGACGUUAUCGCCACAAUUGAAACUAGCAGCAAGUACCUAGCCAAAGAUGGCAUAAAUUGCUCUAUUGAAGAUUCGCGGGCCUUACUCGAGAGCUGUCAGGUCGUAUCCAAGUUGACGACUUCGGAGGGUUGGAAAGCGCUAAGCAACGCGCACGAGGUGGGAAUGGCUGUCAAAGAUUGGCCCAGAGAAUCACGCAGUACCUUUGCACUCGGUGAUUUAGCAGAACCUACAAUGAUCGGCAUUACACAACUGAUCGAAGGACAGCUCCAUGUUGAUGGCAACAUACUGUCACAUGACCCUGCUGUCGGGCUUGAAGCUGUGGGAUGCGAAGCCAAAACCAAUGUCUCAGCGAUGGCAGAAAUGGAAGGCAGAGCUCAAGAUAGCGACAAAAAGACAAAUGCCGACUCACCCUCGAACAAAGCCGGGGUGCCAUUGUCAUUAAUUGAUGGCCAUCAAUCACCAACAACUCGGCGGACUCUCGUAACGGCCGGCCAGUCUUCUUCCCAGAGACAACCAGAAAACAGUUCCCAUGAUACUGCAGCAGGGGUGGCAGUUGCCACAUCUUCACUUCGCUCCAAGAAGCGCAAGCUCACUUUGGCGGACGAAACGGCAAACCUACCUACGAGCUCGCCCCUACAUGACACUCAAAUAGUGGGCACGACUUCCGCUAAACUCAGCUAUUUGCUAGACAAGGUAAUGCAACAUCAAGCCACUGAGAAGAUCAUCAUCUUCUAUGACGGCGAUAACGCAGCAUGGUACAUAGCACAAUGCCUUGAGCUCAUGUACGUCAAUCACCGGAUCUACGCUAGAACUCUGAACAACACACUGCGGUCUGAGUAUGUGCGGCUAUUCACUGAAGAUCCGGACGUUCGCGUCCUAAUGAUCGAUGUCGCCUGCGGCGCUCUUGGGUUGAACCUGAAUGCGGCGAGUAUCGUACUCAUUUUGAACCCGAUCAACAGACCCAAUAUAGAAGCGCAAGCAAUCAAGCGAGCACAUCGCAUAGGGCAGACGAAGGAGGUGCUUGUUGAGACGCUGGUGCUUGAGAAUACGAUCGAGCAUGCCAUCUUCAACCGCGCGAAGAAGAUGACACGAGCGGAUCAUCAGGAAGCAAAAGAGCUGGAAGAUGAUGCUGGUAUCGUGGAGAUAAUCCAAAAUGCACAGAUCCUGCCAGUCGAGGAGGAUGAAGGUGAGGGGUUAUCUAGCUUUGCUCUACUGCAAACUCCCCAGAAGGUAUUUGGGCGACCGAACCGACACAAGUAUCAUCGAUUUGGUAGUACGGGAUCGAAAUCAGUCGAGAAGCCUUCGAAGAAAGCUAGAAUUCCAAAGGGUGUUACGAACAGUCCCGAAGAGGUGGUGCCGAUGGAGACUGCCAUGACACCAGAGCGAGGGCCGGUUGAGACUGUUCCUUCUCAAUUAUACAAAGUCGUAUCGGGGUUGGGGUCUAGUAUUUUUGGUAGUGGGUGA